UUAUUUAUAACCUUUCUAAUAAUUUCAAAUUUAUUUAUUUAUUAAAAAACUCUUUUUUUUAAUAAAUAAUGGGGAUAGAAGAAAAUAUAGCAAGUGAGGAAAGUAAUAUGCAUUCAUUGGCUAAUAAAAAUAAUAAUAAUUUAGAAAAUGAAAUAUUUAGUAGUUCAAGUUUACAUAUAAAAGAAGAUGAAGUUGAUAGGGACGACGAUUAUAACCCAGUUUUAGGUGAUGACAUUGAUUUUAAAACAGGUUCAAUUUUAAUAGUUUUAACAAUUGCAUUAUUAUUCCCAUACCAGAGUUUUUUAUCAGCAUUAGAUUAUUUUGCUAUUAUUUACCCCGAUUUAUAUUCGUCAUCCACAAUACCUUUUGUUUAUAUGGUAAUGUUAACUAUUGCUUUCAUUGUAGUAUUAAGGUUUUCAAAUAAAAUAAAUCAUAAAUAUAAUAUUCUUUUUGGAUUUAUGGUGUUUGUUGUUACAAUGAUUAUAAUACCUCUUUUAAACUUAACAAAAGUAGGUGGGUCCUUUGGGAGUUACAUUGUUACUGUGGUUUUAAUUGGUGUUGCAUCAUUUUUUGAUGGACUUGUGCAAACUUCAGUCUACGCAAUUGCAGGUUUAUUUGGGCCCCAAUACUCAAUCUCAUGUCAAGUUGGAAAUGGGUUAUCCGGUGUAAUAGUAAUAGUAAUUAGAAUAAUUAUAAAGUUAAGUUUUAAAGAUCAAGACCAAGGAAAUAAAAUUGGGGUCAUUGUGUUUUUUUCAGUAGGUGUGGUUUUUAUAAUAUUCGCAGGUUUACUUUUUAUUCAUUUAUUAAGAUCACCUUUAGGAGAAAUAAUUAUGAAAAAAAAUAAAAAAAAAGAUAUAGAAUUAAAAAAUAAUGAGGUUGAUAACACAUUUUCUCAAAAUGCAGAUAUUAAAACAGUCAAUCCUUCUCCACUUAGAUAUGUUUGGAAUAACAAUUAUCAAUAUUUUAUACCAGUCUCAUUUAUUUUUAUUUUAACAUUAUUAUUAUUCCCCAGUAUUAUAAUGCAAAUACCUCUCAAAUCCAUCCCCAAAGAUUGGUCAAUGGUGGCAGUAAUAGCAGUUUUUAAUUUGUUUGAUUUUGUGGGAAAAUCAGUACCAUUAUUUUAUAAAAGAAAAAAUUAUAGUUUAAAAUUAAUUUGGUUUUUAUCUUUUUCAAGAACUAUUUUUAUAAUAUUGUUUUUUAUUUCUAUUUACAUUAAAUCUUUUAGGGAUGUAUCAAUGGUGUUUAUUUUUAUUGCAAUUUUUGCCUUUACAAAUGGAUAUACUGCUUCAAUAUGUAUGGCUGAAGCACCCAAAAGAGUAUUGUUAAAUUAUAAAGAGUUGUCCAGUAUAUUUAUUUCAUUUGGUAUAGAUUUAGGUUUGCUUAUGGGCGCUGUAUUAAAUUUAAUAUUAACCUUAUUGUUAAAAUUUAAAUAAAUUUAAAUUCUAUUAUUAUCAAAAAUAAC
This is a messenger RNA of Dictyostelium purpureum, 1462 nucleotides long. RefSeq lists its product as uncharacterized. The transcript is spliced from 4 exons. Gene Ontology annotation, molecular function: nucleoside transmembrane transporter activity. The record is from RefSeq and is a predicted model, not a curated record. Lineage: Eukaryota; Evosea; Eumycetozoa; Dictyosteliales; Dictyosteliaceae. The coding region runs from base 69 to 1433 and encodes 454 amino acids. Gene Ontology annotation, cellular component: plasma membrane. Gene Ontology annotation, biological process: nucleoside transmembrane transport.